Messenger RNA from Aedes albopictus (Asian tiger mosquito), 617 nucleotides. Its product is annotated as ADP-ribosylation factor-like protein 16. The record is from RefSeq and is a predicted model, not a curated record. The coding region runs from base 66 to 617 and encodes 183 amino acids. NCBI's taxonomy places the organism in Eukaryota, Metazoa, Arthropoda, Insecta, Diptera, Culicidae. The transcript has 2 exons. Gene Ontology annotation, molecular function: GTP binding; GTPase activity.
UUAGAAAUUAUCGAUCAAACAAUCUGCCCCAACAUUCCAUUCGUGUUCGAAUCAUUUUCAUCACAAUGUCUUACCUUUGCUUGGGUCCUAUAAGUGCGGGAAAAACGCUUCUACUAACGUGUCUGCAAAAUCCGGACUCGGUCAACUUUACGUCCCAUUCGGUGCCCAGUGUGGGCACCAAUUUAUUCACCAUCAAAAUUCCUCCCGUGGUUAUCGAUGAGAAGGACAUCAAUGUAAAGCCUCCACCGCCACCACGCAAACGAGACCUCGUGCAGGUUCGAGAAGUCGGUGGCUGUUUGGCACCAAUUUGGCGAGAUUACUUGAAUAGACCCGUGGAUAAGGUUAUCUACGUAGUGGACACAUCGAAUCUGUGCCAAAUCUCGGCUGCUGGUGUUUUGCUAUAUUCCAUGCUUGCAGAGCCAAGGUUACAGAAAGCGAAAUUUCUUUUGGUGCUUUCGAAGAUGGAUCUCGCUUAUCGACAAAUGAGGAACGAAGCUCUACUGAUGCUCCAAAUGGAAAAGUUUAGAAAACAGAUUGCCCAAGAUAUCACCAUUGUGCAGUUUAGUGCCAUUAAUAAGGAAGGAAUCGAUGAGAUCUACGAAUGGUUAGCCACCUAA